CUUUCCUGCCAAGCAUAGAAGAGGAUAGCAUCGAGCGAGUGUAGAGUUUUUUAAGGAGAGGGAAAGAUAAAAGAGAGAGAAAGGGGGAAAAGUGGAAGGCAAGGACAUCUUACAUACCUUGCUUUGCUUUGUUUUUGCGGCUUUUGAUGGGAGCAAAAUGCCCCCUCCUCCAUCACGCCUUUGCUUUGGAGUGCGGGAAUGAGAUGGUCUUGCUACCGCUGUCGUCGUCGUCGCCGCCGCCCUGUUGGUCGUGGUCGUCUUCGUCUUCGUCUUCGUCUUCGUUUCCGUCUUUGUCACCACCACCGGCGCCUAGAGAGAAUGCGGGACGAAGCUGAUCAUCCUCUCCUCCAGCCAAGCGAAAGCCAGCGGCAGGAAGAACUGGAGCUGGAGCUGGAGCGGCACUCCAAAGUCCUGGUAACUGUGAGCUUGGAGAGCCAGAGCUUGGAGAAUCUUUCGUGGGCGGUCACCGUUGCUUCGCGGCCGGGUGAUACCGUCGUCGCUCUUCACCUCCUCGAGGACUCGGAUUCAGAGAUCCGUUCCAUUGAGAAGCAGUACGAGCGGGCGAGAGCAGGAGUGCUGUCGCUGUUGGAGCAAUGCCGGGAGCUGUGCCACUUUAGACAAGUUACUACCAACGUCAGGAUCGUCCCCACUUUCAAUGGACCCAAGGCGGUGCUCCUGGAGCAAGCUGCUUUUCUCGACGCCACCACGCUGGUUUUGAGCUCGUCGGAUGUGGCUCCAGAUCUCAAGCUGAGCGGCUUCACCGAGUGUGGAGCGCAGUUUCCUGGACCACCGCAAGGCUGCUUAGUUUUCGUUGCUCAAAAAAAGAGAAGAAUGAGCAGCAAAAAACUCACCAGCAGCGGCGUGAUCUCCGUCCAAGGUGAACUUUUGGUUCCGGACGACCCCCAGCUCGCUGAGAAAGAGCAACGCGACGAAUCGGUGCAGAGGCUACUGCCGCAUAAAGGGUUUCAGUGUCACAUCACCACUGAUCCAGUACUGGCUUCUUCCGAGCUUCACUGCUGCAAGGCCGCCCAUGCCCGUCUCGAUAUCCCAAGCGACUACUCUCCCCGGGGUGUUCUCGAGGGGCCGCAUUCGGAUUCCAACGACGGUGGCGCGUCCCCGGAAGAACAGAGCUCCGGAUCAUCCCCGGUUUUCCCGCUGCUCGUCUCCACCUCCAGUAAUGCCGCUGGUAGAGUGGAGGACCAGCGAGAUGAGGAGGAGGAGGAGGAGCUCCAAGCGUCGUGCUUGAAUCUGUUUAGGCACAUGAAGCGCCACAACACUUUCCCUGCGACACCAGGUUCAGCGGUCCAGCGCCACCGGAAACUCAUUCCCAGCUUUAGUUGCAGCUCCGCUCACAGUGGCAUGAGAUUUUCCAGCUACAACUCGGAGGAGGCGGAGCUCAGCCUGCAUUCGAUGUGCGCCGCCGGUGACAAGCCCCCCUGGAGAUGCUUCACGUACGACGAGAUUCUGCUGGCCACAAGCUGCUUCAGUCCUGAUAAUCUCGUUGGGAAGGGUGGCUACGCCGUCGUCUACAAAGGCACCUUAUCCGACGGGCAGCUCAUUGCAGUGAAGAAGCUCACCAAAGGCGACUCGGAGCAGCAUAAAGAAGGCGGCUUUCUCACGGAACUCGGCAUCAUUGGUCAUGUGACUCAUCCAAACACGACGCCUCUGAUCGGCUUCUGCGUGGAGCGGGGCCUGCACUUGGUCUUCCCCUUCUCCCCCCAUGGAAGUCUCGCGUCCGUCCUUCAUGGAACAAAGUCCAAGGCGUUGGAGUGGUCGGUGCGGAGGAAGAUUGCGCUUGGCACUGCCAGAGGUCUUCAGUACCUCCAUAAGGUCUGUCCAAGAAGGAUAAUUCACCGGGAUAUCAAAGCCUCCAACAUACUUCUCGGUCCCGACUUCGAGCCGCAGAUAUCUGACUUCGGCCUCGCGAAAUGGCUUCCGGAGCAAUGGACACAUCAUACUGUCACUCCCAUUGAGGGGACUUUCGGGUACCUCGCACCGGAAUACUUCAUGCACGGCAUUGUGGACGAGAAAACCGAUAUAUUCGCAUAUGGAGUGCUGCUUCUCGAGCUCAUCACCGGACGGAAGCCGAUCGAUGCCAUGCAACGGAACAUAGUUGUCUGGGCAAGACCAUAUCUGGAAUCCUGUAGCAUCCAAGAGCUGGUUGAUCCCGCACUUGCUGGUGCCUACGACUCCAACCAGCUGCGAAAGUUGGUACUGGUUGCCACCCUGUGUGUCCGACAAUCCCCUCUUUGGCGGCCCUGCAUGAGCCAGGUUUUGAAGCUGCUUUCUGACGAGACACUGGACCAGGAGCUUCCAACCAACUGGAGUACUCUAGUCUGCAACGCAACCGACGUUGACGAUGAGUACACGAGCAAUGAAUAUCAUACUGACAUGAACCGGCAUAGAGCUCUCGCUCUGGGGACUUGAGAGAACUUUCUAUUCUUUCCUCUCUCUAUCGUUCUGCUGCUGUUGCUAUUGCUAUUCCUGCUGGUGAUCACUUGUAACAUAACCUUCCUGCUGCGUGGAGACUGCCGAACAGAAGACUAAUGAGGAGCUGUAAUAAACAAGAUGUACAUUGCUGCCGGCAAUUCUUUUGAAAAAAAAUAGUCACCUUGAAUGAA
Molecule: messenger RNA, 2621 nt
Organism: Selaginella moellendorffii
Lineage: Eukaryota; Viridiplantae; Streptophyta; Lycopodiopsida; Selaginellales; Selaginellaceae
Product: receptor-like cytosolic serine/threonine-protein kinase RBK1
Exons: 10
Coding region: 199-2427 (742 amino acids)
Biological process (GO): protein phosphorylation
Molecular function (GO): ATP binding; protein kinase activity
Source: RefSeq, a predicted model, not a curated record